GACGUGUUCUUCCAGCGCCCGGUUGUGAGGAAGUGUUGACCCACUGGAGCGUUUGGAAGGCGCCGGGCGGAGCAGAGUUAGUGCUGCGUUCAAGAGGUGAACGAGAGAAAGGGUUACCCGGUUGGUGUUUUCUUAUUCUGGGUUUAUCUUCUGCUUGGUCAAGAACUAUGUCAUGGAUCAAAGAAGGAAAGCUGUCACUGUGGGAGCGGUUCUGUGCCAACAUCAUAAAGGCAGGUCCAAUACCCAAACACGUUGCAUUUAUAAUGGAUGGGAACCGUCGCUAUGCCAAGAAGUGCCAAGUAGAUCGGCAGGAGGGCCACUCACAUGGCUUCAACAAGCUGGCUGAGACUCUUCACUGGUGUUUGAACCUGGGCAUCCGAGAGGUGACCGUCUAUGCGUUCAGCAUUGAGAACUUCAAACGCUCCAAGAGUGAAGUAGACGGGCUAAUGGAUAUGGCCCGGCAGAAAUUCAGCCUUUUGAUGGAAGAAAAGGAGAAACUGCAGAAGCAUGGGGUGUGUAUCCGGGUCCUGGGUGAUCUGCAUUUGCUGCCCUUGGAUCUCCAGGAGGUGAUUGCACAAGCUGUGCAGGCCACCAAGAACUACAACCAGUGUUUCUUGAACAUCUGCUUUGCAUACACGUCCCGUCACGAGAUCAGCAGUGCUGUGAGAGAGAUGGCCUGGGGAGUGGAGCAAGGACUACUGGAUCCCAGCGAUGUCUCUGAGUCUCUGCUUGAUAAGUGCCUCUAUACCUACCACUCUCCUAAUCCCGACAUCCUGAUACGGACUUCCGGGGAAGUGAGGCUCAGCGACUUCCUCCUCUGGCAGACUUCCCACUCCUGCCUGGUGUUCCAGCCCAUUCUGUGGCCAGAAUACAUGUUUUGGAACCUCUGUGAGGCCAUCCUGCAGUUCCAGAUGAACCAUAGCAUGCUUCAGCAGAAGGCCCGAGACAUGUACGCAGAGGAGCGGAAGAGGCAGCAGCUGGAGAGGGACCAGGCUGCAGUGACAGAGCAGCUGCUGCAGGAGGGGCUCCAGGCCAGUGGGGACGCCCAGCUCCGACGGACACGCUUGCACAAACUCUCAGCCAGACGGGAAGAGCGAGUCCAAGGCUUCCUGCAGGCCUUGGAACUCAAGCGGGCUGACUGGCUGGCACAUCUGGGCACUGCAUCAGCCUGAGUGAGGCUGGCCUCCUGCCACUUUGCCCUGCCCUCCGCCGCAAGGGCCCCACUCCCCUUUCUUUUCUUGGUGAAGGGUACCUCCCUCCUGAUGAUGAAUUGUGUUCCCUUUGCUUGGUGGGGAGCCCCUGAGGCCGGUUUAUGCGGGCCAUAGAUACCUUUGGGUUGCCUGGGACAGUAGCCCCUGGGGAGGGUUAAGGGUGAGAGUCUCCCACAAGUACACUAAACCCAGCUCUGGUCACCAAUAAGUUUGGAGAGCAGGGGGCCCCCGGCUCUUCUGCUGCCUGCUCCUUCCGCUUUUGCCACCUCUACCUGUGCUCCUAAAUGCACUUUCUUUUUCCACCAGCACAACCUUCAACACAGAAUAGCGGGGAAUAGGUCUCCCCAAAACCCUCGUCCUGAACCCAUCCAUCUUAGCCUUGCACUCGACUUUCACAAAAGAUUUGGCUCCACCUCACGUCUGCUGGUAAAUAGCUAAUAGGCAGCCAGCGUCAUUUGGGCAAGGAAGGGGAGAGACAGAAAAUUUGCCCAUCUGCUGCUCCUCCCCCUCGGCUCUCCACCUGGGAUUUGCUAUUGAAUCUCUACCCCUCCCACCACGCAGUGCUGAUUGCUCAGUGAAAGGCUCAGCGCCCCCAAUGGCGCACGGAAGCCAGGCGGUGAUUACAAUCCAAUUACCUAUUGUCGACUCAGCCCACACAAGCUUUCCUCCUCCUCUUGCAGGGCAUGGGGCCAGGCUCCGCUCCCCAAUGAGACCAGCCCCCUCUAAGGCUCCAGGGUAACAGAAGAGCCUGUAGGCCCUGGUGAAUCUAGUCCAGUACAGGCCUCCUUUCUUGGAACACAUCAGGACCAAGAGCACAAAAACAAGCACUUGUUGUUUUUUGUGUUGUGUUUUUUGUGUGACUGCCUCCUGCCCUCACCAUCUCAGACUCUGCUUCCCACCUCCUCAAUCUUUGAGGCUUCUCUCAGCUUUUUGACGUGGCCCCCUAUAUAGGCCUUGAGACAAUUCUCAGCAUGGCAGUCUCAACUUGUGAGGGCCAAGGCUGCCCAGCAGGAAGAAGAGGGUUGAGUUAAGGGCUCUGUCCUUUCCCUUCUCCCUGCCAGGCCUCACUGCAGAUAGGAUUAGUGCCUUUGAAGAGCUGUCUGCCUGAGCACCUCUGCUUCAGGUGCCCCAUAGCAGCAAGCACCAGCCAGUAAUACCAACCAAUGGCUACUCUGUUUAGUCUUGCCAUUUUACUUUCUGCAAACUGUUUCCCCAGGAUCUCCCUCUAGGGGAGGGAUGGGGUCUAGCAAGCAGUCCUAAGUAUACUUUUUAACCCUGACUUUCCUAUACUCUUAAGUCUUCUCCCUGCCUUCCUGUGCCUGGAUACCUGGCACAAGAGACCCCUUGGCCAUUAUCCCUGCUCCUAGAAUCAAACUUAAAUGCCAGACACUGCGAUUGAGAAGCCAGUCAAUGCACCCUUUGGCAAGCCCCCCAAACACCUGGCACGGGGUUCCCAGAGAGCAGGUGCUAUACAUUUUCCAGCUUUACAAUGGGGCUGUUGACAGCCUUAAUUAGGGAGGCAUGAAUUAUGGGGCUAUAAUGCAGAGCCCUACAAUUAAGGCGGGAAUGAGGGGCUGGAGGCAGCAAAAGAAUCUGCCCUGUGAGCAUGGCCGAGUCCUGUCUCCGUUCUGGGUUUCCCCUAAUAUGAUUGGGGUUCAGCAGAAGUGAUUAAUGGGGCUGGUAUCUCUAUUGCCUGAGGUCCUGUAUUCUGGGAAAAGUACAGAAUGGGGUGGGGUGGGGAGGGGCUGACCCAGGAGCACUGUAGGGGAUGGAAGGAGAAGAGGCUGAGGAACCACGGCUGCCCAGGAGCAGGGGCUGCAAAUAGUUGAUCUGAACAACUUCUGGUUGUGCUCUACCGGUAUGACUUGUACAAACCAGCCUCCACCCUUGCCUCAAUAAACUAGGUGGACCUAGUUUAAAUGUCCUCCCACCUGUGAGUCAA
This is a messenger RNA of Hipposideros armiger (great roundleaf bat), 3153 nucleotides long. It is a transcript of the gene DHDDS, whose product is annotated as dehydrodolichyl diphosphate synthase subunit. Gene Ontology annotation, cellular component: dehydrodolichyl diphosphate synthase complex; endoplasmic reticulum. The coding region runs from base 168 to 1172 and encodes 334 amino acids. The record is from RefSeq and is a predicted model, not a curated record. Lineage: Eukaryota; Metazoa; Chordata; Mammalia; Chiroptera; Hipposideridae. Gene Ontology annotation, biological process: polyprenol biosynthetic process. The transcript has 9 exons. Gene Ontology annotation, molecular function: ditrans,polycis-polyprenyl diphosphate synthase [(2E,6E)-farnesyl diphosphate specific] activity.